AUGCCUAUGGAUGAAGCGAAAAAAAAAUUGUUGUAUGAUGCAUGUUCCGGCAACGACUAUGAAACUUUUAUAGGGAACUGGGAUAUUUCCGAAAUUGAUACUGCUCUAGAUGACCAAGGCAACACCGCUUUACACAUUGCAGCGUCUCAUGAUCAUGCAGAUCUUGUUCGUUUCUUGUUACUUUGCCAUGCAAGUCCAACAAAGAGGAAUAAUGAAGAAAAAACUCCAGAAGAAAUGGCAUCAGAUGAUGAAAUUAAGGAGAUGUUCAAAGCUGAGAUUCGACCAUCGCCGACAACUGAAGCUGAGAACCGUUUUGUUGGCAAUCCGGACGAGUUAGAACCAAUCGAAUGGUUGGAUUCGUAUAAUAAUGCUUAUCGAAUCGCGUACGAAAAUCACGAACACAUGAAACGAUGGAUAACUCGCGUACCGUUGAGAAAAUUGCUAGACGAACUCAGAAACAAUUAUAUUCAGAAGAUGAAAUUCUCGACCGAUGGUAAUCUAGAAAAAAUAAUCGAAUUUAUCGACGAAGCCAUCAAGAAGAACGAUUUAAUUAAACUGAUUACCCUCUAUACGAAUCCUAUACCCUUUUGUUCAAGAUUAAAUGAAGAUUUGGCUAAACUGGGAUCAGAUUUUCGUUUCGUUAGUACACAAUUAGAUUCUCCAGACAAUGAGGCACCAAAAGACCUUGGUCAAUACAUAUUCGCCUCGCUUCUUGUUAAUCACCAAGCCUUUCGACGUUUUCAAAAGACUGCAAAAACAUAUCGUGGAAUGAAUGUAUAUGAGCAAGAUUUGAAAGAGUAUGCGGAAAACAAAAUCGUCAUUACUCGUUCAUUUCUUUCAACAUCGAAAAAACGCUCAGUUGCGGAAAUCUAUUUAGGAUUCGAAGAUUCGGCUAAGGGUCCAGCAGUUAUGUGCAUUUAUAAUGUUUCUAAUCCUCGUUCAAGUCUUCACAUUCAAAGAUAUAGCCGAUUUCCUAUAGAAGCAGAAGUAUUGAUUGUACCAUUUGUUGCCUUCAAAAUCACAUCGGUGAAAAAAGAAAUUGUAAAAAGAGCUGGAAAAGACCAAACACUAACAACAAUCGAAUUGGUGGAAUGUGAACAAAAUCCGAAAUGA
This is a messenger RNA of Adineta ricciae, 1113 nucleotides long. Lineage: Eukaryota; Metazoa; Rotifera; Eurotatoria; Adinetida; Adinetidae. The record is from the annotation of a GenBank genome assembly.